AUGUCUACCGAUCUCAAGCCCCUCCGCAUCGUUAUGGCCUGCGAUGAGGCUGGUCAGCCCUACAAGGAGACCCUCAAGGCCGCCUUGGAGAAAAGUUCGUUGGUCGACUCCAUCCUCGACGUCGGCGUCAAUUCCACUAGCGACAAGACAGCGUACCCUCAUCCCGCUGUCGCUGGCGCCAAACUCAUCAAGGAGGGUAAGGCAGACCGCGGGCUGUUCAUCUGCGGCACUGGUCUCGGUGUCGCUAUCUCGGCGAACAAAGUGCCUGGCAUUCGUGCUGUGACGGCUCACGACUCUUUCUCCGUCGAGCGCUCGAUCCUCAGCAAUGAUGCGCAGGUGCUCUGCUUCGGCCAGCGCGUCAUUGGUAUUGAGCUCGCCAAGAAGCUCGCCAACGAGUGGCUGACCUACCGCUUCGACCCCAAGAGCGCCUCCGCCGAGAAGGUCCAGGCUAUUUCCGACUACGAGGCCCAACUCUUCAGUCAAGCUGCUGCCGCUCAGUAG
Aspergillus japonicus CBS 114.51 is the source of this 501-nucleotide messenger RNA. Its product is annotated as RpiB/LacA/LacB family sugar-phosphate isomerase. Lineage: Eukaryota; Fungi; Ascomycota; Eurotiomycetes; Eurotiales; Aspergillaceae. Gene Ontology annotation, cellular component: intracellular anatomical structure. Gene Ontology annotation, molecular function: isomerase activity. The coding region runs from base 1 to 501 and encodes 166 amino acids. The transcript has a single exon. The record is from RefSeq and is a predicted model, not a curated record. Gene Ontology annotation, biological process: carbohydrate metabolic process.